CUUAACUUAGUUCACACGUAUACUCACUCAUUAAUCUACCUAGUACCUGCUAUACCUACCUUAUAUUGUCUGUUAGUUUCCUCAUCAGUUUGGUGUUUCCAUCUCAACCUCCGAUCCCUUAGAAUCCAUCAUCAUGGGCCGUUCAUGGACUUUGAUCACCCAACUUCAUGCCAUUGCAGGGCCAGCUACUACCUUGCUCUAUCCUCUGUAUGCAUCAGUUGUAGCGAUAGAGAGCACGUCAAAAUUGGACGAUGAGCAGUGGCUUGCUUAUUGGAUUCUCUAUUCUUUCCUUACUCUCUUGGAAAUGGUUUUCCAACCCAUACUUCAAUGGAUACCAAUUUGGUAUGAUGUGAAGUUGGUAUUUGUGGCAUGGCUGGUGCUGCCACAGUUUAGGGGAGCUGCCUUCAUAUACGAGACGUAUGUUAGAGAAAAGGUGAUCAAAAAAUAUGUACCAAAUUUGUUGCAAAGCUCACCAAAUGCAAAGGCCAAAGCCAAAUUUGUGACUUUCGUUUCUCCUAACAAGGGAGGGCAGGAAGCCUACUGACAAUAGAGCGAUAUGAUAAUGUUUGGUGGACCGGCAACUUCGUACUAGGAUCAUAUCAUAUCAUUUUGCCAUUCAAUUCUGCCAUCUUCUUACAUUAACCUGUACCUGUGUAUCACCAUCGUCAUUCACAUAAAAGCUGUAAAAUAUCAGAUCUCUUCUCACUAAUAAAUUCAUGUUCUCCAUUCUUCA
Ipomoea triloba (trilobed morning glory) is the source of this 733-nucleotide messenger RNA. Its product is annotated as HVA22-like protein e. Lineage: Eukaryota; Viridiplantae; Streptophyta; Magnoliopsida; Solanales; Convolvulaceae. The record is from RefSeq and is a predicted model, not a curated record. The transcript is spliced from 5 exons. The coding region runs from base 134 to 544 and encodes 136 amino acids.